Messenger RNA from Priapulus caudatus, 392 nucleotides. Its product is annotated as calcium-binding and coiled-coil domain-containing protein 2-like. Lineage: Eukaryota; Metazoa; Priapulida; Priapulimorpha; Priapulimorphida; Priapulidae. The annotation marks the transcript as partial. The transcript is spliced from 2 exons. The record is from RefSeq and is a predicted model, not a curated record.
UCGUCAUUUCCCAGAGAUAGAGGAAGGUUGAACUUUAAACUGUAUCGCUUUCGUAACACUAACAGUAACAUCUUAUAGAAGGUCUUUAGCAGUAGCAGAUGCUGCUCGCGUGACCUCCGUGCGACGCAGGAAAAUGGCCGACGGCGAGCUGUUAGUGAAGUCCGACUUCGGACAAGUCGUGUUUGACAUUAGCGACACUUACGUCGCGGGCGAACCGCUGGACUGCCAGUACAAGCUAACGGAGCUGAUUACGCCCGCGGGCGGAGACUGGGUCGGGCUGUUCCGCGUCGGCUGGACGAAUGCAAAGAGCUUCAUCGCCCGCCAGGGGGCACCAUGCAUCGGCGCUGACCAGUGCGAGACGGGCGAGAAGACCUGCAUUGUGAAAUUCGAAG